AUGGCCAGGACCAAGCCCAACUUCCCAGGCUUCAAAUCCCUGUCAAAGAGAGUGUUUGUCCGCGAAGGCGAAGAUCUCGGAGGAAAGCAACCAAUUCCGGGUCACCCUCACGCCGUCGUCGUGUACGGCUGGGGUGACGCACCUCCAAAGCACGUCUCCAAAUUCACCGACGGAUAUCGCCAACUCUACCCACAUGCAAAGCAGAUUGCAGUCCUCUCGCCUAUUGGUCAAGGCUUUUUUAAUCAUGUAUCCAAAAGAACAGAAGACAUGAUGCCUGUCGUCAAUGAGCUAUUUUCUCAGGACAGAGCUAGCUCAUCUGACUCGAUUCUGCUCCAUUGUUUGUCAAAUUCCGGCGUCGGUAACUAUUCAUGCACAUUGAACGCCUACAGAGAGCUUUACAAUGAGCCGAUGCCCCAUGUCUUGACCGUCUACGACUCGACGCCUGGACAGACCAAGCCCACAUGGUCCAACCUCAAACGAUGGUCGCGAGCCAUGGCUAUGGGUCCAGCAGCCAAUUUCCCCUGGCCUUUCUUCAUCACACAAUCAUUUUGCAUUGGUUUCUUCAUUUUUAUCCACCUUUUUGACCUUAUAGCAGGUCGAGAAUCGAAUCCCAAGUUUUGCGAAAGACUGUUCUUUGAUGACAAAUGGGAGAGUAAGGACAGCACAAGGUUGUUUCUGUAUGGGACGGAAGAUAUUCUGAUCCCGGCGGAGCAUAUAGAGGAACAUAUUGCGAGAGGCAGGAGGCUUGGGUAUAAAACCGAGAGUCAGAUCUUCGAAAGUGGACAUGUGGAUCAUAUGAGGAAGAGUCCAGAGACAUACUGGGAGACGAUUGACAAUGUUUGGAAGCGAGCCAUAACUGAGUCCUAG
This is a messenger RNA of Fusarium pseudograminearum CS3096, 867 nucleotides long. RefSeq lists its product as uncharacterized. The transcript has a single exon. The record is from RefSeq and is a predicted model, not a curated record. The coding region runs from base 1 to 867 and encodes 288 amino acids. Lineage: Eukaryota; Fungi; Ascomycota; Sordariomycetes; Hypocreales; Nectriaceae.